Messenger RNA from Cataglyphis hispanica, 1061 nucleotides. RefSeq lists its product as uncharacterized. Bases 304 to 984 code for a protein of 226 amino acids. The transcript is spliced from 4 exons. The record is from RefSeq and is a predicted model, not a curated record. NCBI's taxonomy places the organism in Eukaryota, Metazoa, Arthropoda, Insecta, Hymenoptera, Formicidae.
UCGUCAUCCUGAGCGAAAUCGGUUAGUCGGUUUUUCGCUCUUCAAUAGUGACAAACUUCUACAGAUGCGUGCCAUAUUCUUAAAAUUUCAAACUUAACAAUUAUUUAAAAAUCAAAAUAAGUUUGCCAAAACAUUAUCUUUUAUGCAAAUUAUUCCGAUUAACAUUCUUAUAAGUGCAAAUAUUCUUUGAAGCGCGCGCGCGCGCGUGUGUGUGUGUAUUUAAAACUCUUCUUUGCUUUAAAAUAAAUUGUAUAGAAACUUUUAUAUUAAAAACUAUAUUAAAAAACUAUAUUGAAAAGGAAUAUGUUGCGAAUUGUAAUAAUUCUGUCGCUUAUCUGCUGGUUAGACUCACGGAGUGCUCAUCCUGCGGAUGAACCGACAAAAUUUAUUCUCAACGACAUGCGAAGUAAUGCAGAAAGCAUGUUACCUUCAAGAUUGGAGGAAGCAAAGGUAUUGUUAGGCCGUGUCGCUGAUACGAUUAGAAUCGGCACAGGAAGAUUUAUCAAUUCGAUAAUAUUGGCCAGAAACAUCAUUGUCAAUCAAGUGGAGCAAUUAAUUAGCGAAACUCAGAAUAAUCUUGAGCCAGUAAUUAUUAUGGUCGAGAAGCCUAAUCAGAGCCGCAGGUCGGUGCAAACUACAACACCGAUAGUUUUGUUCCAUCCGUCGGGGCGAGAAUCAGUUCGUUUAGAAAAUGAGACUGAGCAGGCAAUUUUAGAAAGACGAAAGCCUGGCAACAUUAGAGACGCAUUGUAUAAUAUUGUGACGCCUACACCAAUCGUUGACGGAAUUAAGGAAGAAGAAAAAUAUGAUAAUACGGGAGACAAAUUUAUUGGAUUUGGAGAAGUGUUUGUUAAAGGUUUCGAAAAUUUUGCAAAUACUUUGAGCGUCAUAGUAAAUAUCCCUUAUAAUGUCGCCAAACAAACUUCUCGAGCAGCAAGCCAGGUAUUGGAUCGUUUAGGCAAAAGACUCAUUGGACUCGAAUAAUAAAUAUAAAUGUACAUAAAUAUGUAAUUAAUUACGAAAAAUGUAUAUAGAUUAAAUAAAAUGUUAUCAUAUAACUA